AGUAGCAUAGCGAGCGGUGUUGGCGGUAUAUAAACAGAGUGCCACCUGGACCAGCAUCCAGUGCCUCUGUGGCGUCCCUCAAGGCAACAUGACCUUCUCUCUGCGAGUGGCCCUCGUGGCCUUGCUGGUGAUGCUGGUGGUGGCUCUGGUGGUGUCCGACCCUGAACCUGACUACGGCAAGAGCCAUGGGGGCGGGUAUGGCCAUGGCGGUGGCGGCUACGGCAAGGGACAUGGCGGUGGCGGCUACGGCAAGGGCCAUGGCGGUGGCGGCUACGGCAAGGGCCAUGGCGGUGGCGGCUACGGCAAGGGACAUGGCGGUGGCGGCUACGGCAAGGGACAUAGCGGUGGCGGCUAUGGACAUGGCGGUGGCGGCUACGGCAAGGGACAUGGCGGUGGCGGAUACGGCAAAGGGACAUGGCAGGCGGCUAUGGACAUGGCGGUGGCGGCUGAAGGGACAUGGCGGUGGCGGCUACGGCAGGGACAUGGCGGAGGCGGCUAUGGACAUGGCGGUGGCGGCUACGGAAGGGACAUGGCGGAGGCGGCUAUGGACAUGGCGGUGGCGGGUAUGGGCAUGGUGGAGGCGGCUAUGGCAGGGACAUGGCGGUGGCGGCUCUGGACAUGGCGGAGGCGGCAUGGACAUGGCGGUGGCGUUGGGGACAUGGUGGAAGCGGGUACGGCAGGGACAUGGCGGUGGCGGCUAUGGACAUGGCGGUGGCGGUUAUGGACAUAG
Messenger RNA from Homarus americanus (American lobster), 730 nucleotides. RefSeq names its product ctenidin-1-like. NCBI's taxonomy places the organism in Eukaryota, Metazoa, Arthropoda, Malacostraca, Decapoda, Nephropidae. The record is from RefSeq and is a predicted model, not a curated record. The transcript is spliced from 2 exons. Bases 89 to 730 code for a protein of 213 amino acids.